GCUUCGGCUUUCUGUAUGCAGAUUAGAAGUGGACACCGCAAAGGCUCACGGGGAGCGGGCUCUACCCCUUCCGUUCCGAACUUCGUUUUGAGUUGUCGCGAGAGUUGGUUGUCGCGGGUGUCGGAAGCUGCUCGUCGCUCCGUAAGUGGCCAAGGGGCGGGUUCGCUGCUGUCGGCCUCUCCGCUAGCUUGGCGGCGCAAGAUGGCCGACAUCUCGCUGGACGAGCUCAUCCGGAAGCGCGGAACGGCGACCAAGGGACGGCUCAGUGCCAGACCAGGAAUUGGAGGCAUCCGAUCUCGAGUUGGGAUCCAGCAUAGUCUUCUUAGCCAGCCAGCUCGCACAGCCACCUUCCAGCAGAGAUUUGAUGCUCGGCAGAAGAUUGGCAUUUCAGAUGCUCGGCUCAAGCUGGGAGUCAAAGAUGCCCGAGAGAAGCUUUUACAGAAAGAUGCUCGGUUUCGGAUCAAAGGAAAAGUACAGGAUGCUAGAGAGAUGCUGAACUCACGAAAGCAGCAGAGCACUGUGCCCCAGAAGCCCCGGCAGGUGGCUGAUGCCCGGGAGAAGAUCAGCCUAAAGAGGAGAUCCCCUGUUACCUUCACAAGCCCACCCAUUGGGACAGUGACACCUGCUCUGAAACUCACCAAAACCAUCCAGGUUCCACAGCAAAAGGCCAUGGUGCCACUUCAUGCUCAUCCUGCUGGAAUGAGGAUCAAUGUUGUCAAUAACCACCAGGCCAAACAGAACUUAUAUGACCUAGAUGAAGAUGAUGAUGUUGCAGCACCUGUUCCUACUAAACAGAUGAAGUUUGCAGCUACAGGCAGCUUUGUCCAUCACAUGACUGGACUGAGCAGUUCCAAGCUGUCUGUGUCCAAGGCACUCCCUCUCACAAAAGUGGUUCAGAAUGAUGCCUACACAGCUCCUGUUCUUCCCUCCUCUGUUCGAACCAAAACCUUGACCAACAUGUCUCGGACACUGGUGAACAAGGAGGAGCCUCCCAAAGAGCUGCUACCUGCUGAGCCUGUGCUCAGCCCCUUGGAAGGUACCAAGAUGACUGUGAAUAAUCUGCACCCUCGAGUCACUGAGGAGGACAUUGUUGAACUUUUCUGUGUGUGUGGAGCCCUCAAGCGGGCCCGACUGGUCCAUCCUGGGGUAGCAGAGGUUGUCUUUGUGAAGAAGGAUGAUGCCAUCACAGCAUACAAGAAGUACAACAACCGAUGUCUGGACGGACAACCCAUGAAGUGCAACCUUCACAUGAAUGGGAAUGUCAUCACCUCAGACCAACCCAUCCUGCUGCGGCUAAGUGACAGCCCCUCGGUGAAGAAGGAGAGUGAGCUGCCUCGGCGGGGGAGUGCGGCCUCCUCUUCCAACCCUCCUGCUGAAGUGGACCCUGACACCAUUCUCAAAGCUCUCUUCAAGUCCUCGGGGGCCUCUGUGACCACACAACCCACAGAAUUCAAAAUCAAACUUUGAGGAGGGGAGUGAGGCAGCCAGAAACAGGGCAGAGGAGGGUGGCUCUGUUUCCCAAGGCAAAGCUUGUGACCAAUGGGCCGUUGGACUGAAGCCCCCUGAGCAAGGGUCAAGGCACCGGGGAGAGCUUCCUCACUGGACGGGACCCACCUUUCUAUAUUGUUCCAUACCUUGCCCUUCUGUGUGUUACAUUUCUAUUGUAUGUUUUCCUCUUUCCUCCACUCAUCAAGGUAGGCUUUGUCCAUGUGCCUCCCAUUCCCUCGGCCCCAAGCUGAUUUCUUCCCUAGGAAUGGUGCACUGUUGUCCUGGGUAGCCGUGGGACACAGGGCACUGGAGCUGUUGGAGAGGCUGCUUUGUUUUGUUGUUUGGUUGGUUGGUUUUCAGGAGUUUUCUUGUUCUGUUGAAGUUUUACAAGCAAAACGGAAUGAAUGGGACCUCCUGCCAUUUGGUGGGCAGUAGAUCAGCUGGAAGCUGCAUUAGGUCACUGGCCUCGUCUUCUUACCAUCGUCAUCGUCAACCUGACUCCUAAUGUGGGGGGAGCUCUGUGAUAGGGACAGGUAGGGUGGCUUUGUUGCUAGCUCCUGGCUGCCUGUGUUGUUUUGGGCAGCUCAAAAGGAUUUCCCAGAGUUCAUGUUCCCUUGUUAGAGUUGUGCCAAAGGCCCUGGCCCAGUUCUCUGCUUCCAGAUAGGAGCAGCAAAGGUCCAUUUUACCCUCUUGGUUCUCACCUGACAGGGCAACACCAUAGCCUAGUUUUGGUGCAGGUGCCAGCUCCAAAUUAGUUGGGCCUUUUUCUAGGCUCUACCCCCAGUCUGCAGCAUAGUGGGUUUUCAAGAGAUUGACUGAAUGGGAGCUGUUUACUGCCUCUAGCUCUGCUUUUCUGGCUUCAGUUAUCUACAGAACAGCAGUCGGGAUUGCCCAAAGUGCAGCUGCUACCAUGGCAUUGUCUCUGUUAGUGUAAGUGAACCACUACAAGUGGUCUGAGAGUGGAGAUGGCCUACCAGGCAAUCUGGUGAGCUAUUUUCUGCAGCAUGCUUUUAGUGCUGAACUAUGGAGCUUAGGCAGGUGCUGAGUUUCGGGGCAGCACCAUUCCAAAGCUGGGUAGUAGUCCUCUGUCAUUGGGGACAGGAGGUUCUAAGCUCUCAUACCUGGAGCAGGGUUCUAAGGGCACACACUCAGUAAAGGAAGCUGAGACACCACCACCCUCUCAAGGCUAGCCAAGUAAAGAGAACUUCAAUUAAUUUAUCUUCUGGAGUUUGUUCUACCCAGCUAGAAGGGUUUAGUUUGAGCCGAGAUCAGUUCUUCAGCUCUGAAGGUGCCCUGCCAAGGGAUCCAGGAAUGGUAUCUGGGGUGCUCACUUUACUGUCCAAAGAAGUGUGCUUCUCUUAAAUCCUUCUAAAUGGGUACAGACUUAGUUCUUUUCAGCCACUAGAAGACAUUCCUCUAUGCUUCACUCUUCCUGGCCCAAGAGAACACCCAAAAACACUAGGGCCUGACUUCUCUGCCAGUGGGAACAGUUGGUACACUUUUUGCUUUCUUUAGAGUAGGGAUGAACUAGACCUUUCUUGGUUCCCCUGCUCUUGUUGAACCAGGUAUGCUAUGGACAGUACAGUUGAACCAAAUCAGCCUCAGCCUCCUGGCUAUGUGCUACUUUGUGUGUGUGUAGGGUGACUCCCCUGCAUUUUACAAUGUCACCUUGGGAAACAGAAAAGGUGGGCCAACCCUCAUGUCCCUCCCCUCCCUUGCAUUACUUCUUUGUGUCUUGUUCAGGAGAGAAUGACAUUGCAGGAUGGAGAGGCUUGUUACUUUCCAUUUCUCAAUAAAUGUUUGUUAUUCCUAA
Phodopus roborovskii (desert hamster) is the source of this 3301-nucleotide messenger RNA. It is a transcript of the gene Poldip3, whose product is annotated as DNA polymerase delta interacting protein 3. The record is from RefSeq and is a predicted model, not a curated record. Lineage: Eukaryota; Metazoa; Chordata; Mammalia; Rodentia; Cricetidae. Gene Ontology annotation, molecular function: mRNA binding. The transcript is spliced from 9 exons. Gene Ontology annotation, cellular component: nucleus. Bases 16 to 1467 code for a protein of 483 amino acids. Gene Ontology annotation, biological process: mRNA export from nucleus.